Molecule: messenger RNA, 607 nt
Organism: Ruditapes philippinarum (Manila clam)
Lineage: Eukaryota; Metazoa; Mollusca; Bivalvia; Venerida; Veneridae
Product: inter-alpha-trypsin inhibitor heavy chain H3-like
Exons: 1
Coding region: 11-607 (198 amino acids)
Source: RefSeq, a predicted model, not a curated record
ACAAGUCGAUAUGUCUGCUUCGGUUAUUUUCUUUUUUAUUUUAGCGGGUGUUACAUUUGACUGUGUAACAGGUCGGGUAAGAUCUGCGCGUAGAAAUAUUCAAGGAAUUUCGAUGAGGGAACUUUCAAUUAGUUCUUCUGCUUCCUUCAGAUAUGCCCAUGUACUCGUGCGGAGCCUCGUUGAAAAUACCGACACAUCGGACCACGAGCUUAUGUUUCGAGUGAGAAUUCCUUACGAAGCAUUCAUCACGAAUUUUUCGAUAAUCACUAACGAUAACACGUAUAACGCUAUCAUCAAAGACAAGAAUGCAGCUUACGAAGAAUACCAGAAAGCGAAGGAAGAUGGAAUCAGUGCAGGUACCAUUACUCAACAGACGAGUGUUGCAGACGACAGAGAUAGGGAUAUCUUCAGGGUCAAGGUAAACGUUGCUGCGCAGACGACACUUGAAUUUCGGCUUCAUUAUGAGGAAAUGCUCUUGAAGAAUGCUGGAAAAUAUUCUCAGAAGAUUUACAUUGAUGUAAAUUCUUUUAUAGUACCACAGCUAGAAGUUAUAUGUGAAUUAAAAGAAAAACAAAGUUUAAGGAAGUCACAUAUCAAACCCCUUUGA